AUUUGUUUUUUACUUAGUCAGAAAUUUCAUAUACAAACGCAUCUUCUUCCUCCCAAUGGCUUUAUAUCUCAAAGACCAAACAACUUCAUUUCACUACAAACCUUCUCCUCUCCAAUUCUGAUUCCACCGUUCCAUUGAAUUUGUACCAGAAAUUACUGUACCAUUGUUGACCCUUUCCACUCGACCAUUCAAUUCUCCGGUCACUGGAAUUUACCGUUCCCGGCGGGAUGAGUUUGUAGCCAAUCUACAGAAUCUUCCGACAGAUCAUAGAUUCAGAAAAGGUUUCUACUUUGGGAGGUUCUGAAUAAAAAUGGAAAGCAUGCAUAUGUUGAGUUGGGAUCCGAGGACUUUAAUCAGCGAGCUGAUCCACGGGAUGGAGGCGGCGAAGCAGCUCCGGUCACAGAUCGGAGAAUCUCCGGCGUCGGCUCCGGUGGCUGAGACCAACGAGAUUCUGGUCCGGCGGAUAGUUACUUCGUACGAGAAAGCUCUGCUGAUGCUCAACUGGUCCCGCUCACCGCCCGUACAACCCAUAACGCCGGCGGCGACGGUGUCUCCGGUGAAGAAUCCCGGCAUUAUUCCGGAAUCUCCGGCGUCGCUAAACGAGAGUCCGAGGAGCGAAGAGAUUCUCGAUGGAGGAUCGAAGGAGAGUAAUCUGCAAGGUUACAACUUUAAUUCAAAGAAGAGGUGGGUGAGGAAGAUGAUGCCAAAGUGGACAGAGCAAGUGAGAAUCAGUCCAGAGAGAGGAUUAGAUGGACCUCAAGAUGACGGCUAUAACUGGAGAAAGUACGGUCAGAAAGAUAUUUUGGGCGCUAGAUUUCCAAGGAGUUAUUACAGGUGCACGUACCGUAACACGCAGAACUGUUUGGCAACGAAGCAAGUCCAGAGAUCGGACGGCGAUCCAACGGUCUUCGAAGUGACGUACAGAGGAACGCACACGUGCUGCCCGCAGGCGAUCCCUUCCCCUGCGAAGCAAGUCGCAAAAAAACCCGAACCCACUGGAAACUACCAAAAGGACCUUCUCGACAACCUCCGGAGCAAUCUCACCGUACGGACCGAGGGUCUGGACGACGCUUUCUCCUUCCCAGCGACGUCGUUUUACGACUGCGACUUCGGGGUCGGGGGAUUUUGCCAUGUGUCUGGUUCUGAUCCGACGGAUUACCUGGGAUUGAUCUCGGCUAACACCUCCACGGGGAGUUCUCCCAUCUUCCACGUUGAUUUUCCGUUCGAUCCAACGGUCGAGAUAGACGCUGGCUUCCCCACGUUUUUACAGGAAUAGUUCUAAGUGUAUAUUGACGAUUUUUUAAGAUAAAAUGGUAUAGAAAAAUCAUUACUUUUUAAA
Messenger RNA from Tarenaya hassleriana, 1339 nucleotides. RefSeq names its product probable WRKY transcription factor 53. Bases 311 to 1276 code for a protein of 321 amino acids. The transcript is spliced from 3 exons. Gene Ontology annotation, molecular function: transcription cis-regulatory region binding; DNA-binding transcription factor activity. NCBI's taxonomy places the organism in Eukaryota, Viridiplantae, Streptophyta, Magnoliopsida, Brassicales, Cleomaceae. The record is from RefSeq and is a predicted model, not a curated record. Gene Ontology annotation, biological process: regulation of DNA-templated transcription. Gene Ontology annotation, cellular component: nucleus.